AUGGGCUGUGAAGACUCCUUCCAGGCUACAGCUGCCUUGAUCCGGAGCAUUGCCCAGCCACAGCUUGCCCCAACCGACGAUGCAAGCGUUUCGCCCAAAAGCCAGUCUAAUGGCCUAGAUCCGAAGAAGAUCAAAUUGCCUGGUGACGCAUCGCCCGGGAAAGCAGAGCUGGAAUCCGAAAUACAGGCUCUCAUAGCUCGUGUUCAUGACCUAGAGAUUAAAGCACAAUCCACAAAACCCCAACGAUCACGGCGAUUGAAACGUAAAUUUGCCAAAUCGGUCAAAGACGAUGUUUCCGAUGAAGAAGACGAUGAUGAUGACGACGAGGACGACGACGAAAGCACCGAAGAGGACGACGACGACGAUGUCGAACCCGACGAAACUGUUGAACUUCGCCGUUCCCUUAUACCAACCGACGCCGACGCCCUUCGCCAUAUCACCACCCUUCACAACUAUGUUAAAAAACAGGCCCAUGAGAUCAGUGUGCAAAAGGGCAUCAUCGCCCGUGUUAGAGACGAGCUCCAAUUACAAGAAGAACAUACGCGACGCACCUUGGUCAAGGUAGAACACGAAGACGUCGGUGUCUUGGAACGAGAACUGCGAAAACAUCAACAGGCCAACGAAGCUUUCCAAAAGGCCUUGCGUGAAAUCGGUGGAAUUAUCACUCAAGUCGCCAAUGGUGAUCUCUCCAUGAAGGUGCAAAUCCACCCGCUGGAAAUGGACCCUGAAAUCGCCACUUUCAAGCGUACUAUCAAUACCAUGAUGGACCAGCUGCAAGUCUUUGGUAGUGAAGUGUCUCGUGUCGCCCGUGAAGUCGGUACCGAAGGAAUCCUCGGAGGACAGGCUCAAAUUACUGGUGUCCAUGGUAUUUGGAAAGAACUUACUGAAAAUGUCAAUAUUAUGGCCAAGAAUUUGACCGACCAGGUGCGAGAAAUCGCGACCGUCACCACUGCCGUCGCCCAUGGUGAUCUUUCCCAGAAGAUUGAAAGCCGUGCCCACGGUGAGAUUUUUGAGCUCCAACAGACUAUCAAUACCAUGGUGGACCAACUUCGUACUUUUGCGACCGAGGUGACUCGUGUCGCCCGUGAUGUCGGAACAGAAGGUGUGCUAGGUGGUCAGGCCCAAAUUGAAGGUGUGCAAGGAAUGUGGAACGAACUAACGGUCAAUGUCAAUGCAAUGGCCAACAACCUUACCACGCAAGUGCGUGAUAUUGCUACAGUCACCAAGGCCGUCGCCAAGGGUGAUCUGACCCAAAAAGUGCAGGCCAACUGCAAAGGCGAAAUUGCCGAGCUCAAGAAUAUUAUCAAUUCCAUGGUGGAUCAACUGCGCCAGUUCGCCCAGGAAGUCACCAAGAUCGCCAAGGAAGUCGGUACAGACGGUGUACUCGGUGGCCAGGCUACCGUGCACGAUGUCGAGGGUACCUGGAAGGAUCUUACCGAGAACGUGAACAGAAUGGCCAACAAUCUUACAACCCAAGUGCGUGAGAUUGCUGACGUUACCACUGCCGUCGCCAAGGGAGACCUGACCAAGAAGGUCACCGCCAACGUCCAGGGUGAAAUUCUAGACCUGAAAAAUACCAUUAAUGACAUGGUGGAUCGACUAAACAAAUUCGCCUUUGAAGUGAGCAAAGUGGCCAGAGAAGUCGGCACAGAUGGAACCCUUGGCGGUCAGGCCAAGGUCGAUAAUGUAGAGGGUAAAUGGAAAGAUCUCACUGAUAACGUCAACACCAUGGCGCAGAAUCUUACCUCCCAAGUGCGAGGUAUUUCCGAUGUCACGCAGGCUAUUGCCAAGGGUGACCUUAGCAAAAAGAUCGAGGUGCAUGCGCAAGGAGAAAUCUUGACACUGAAAGUGACCAUCAAUAACAUGGUGGACCGUCUAGCCAAGUUUGCUACUGAGCUCAAGAGAGUUGCUCGCGACGUCGGUGUCGACGGCAAGAUGGGUGGUCAAGCAAACGUCGAAGGUAUCGCUGGUCGAUGGAAAGAAAUCACCGAAGACGUCAACACCAUGGCCGAAAACCUGACUUCACAGGUCCGUGCCUUUGGAGAAAUCACCGAUGCCGCCACUGAUGGUGACUUUACGAAACUGAUCACCGUCAACGCUUCUGGUGAAAUGGACGAGCUGAAACGCAAGAUCAACAAGAUGGUGUCGAACCUGCGUGACAGUAUCCAACGUAACACCGCAGCCAGGGAGGCUGCCGAGUUGGCCAACCGCACCAAGUCCGAGUUCUUGGCCAAUAUGAGUCACGAGAUCCGAACCCCCAUGAACGGAAUCAUCGGCAUGACUCAACUCACCUUGGACACCGAUGAGCUCAAACCUUAUCCCCGGGAGAUGUUGAACGUCGUUCACAACUUGGCCAACAGUUUGUUGACCAUCAUCGAUGAUAUACUAGAUAUCUCCAAAAUCGAAGCCAACCGGAUGGUCAUUGAGAGUAUCCCAUUCACAGUCAGAGGAACUGUAUUCAACGCUCUCAAGACGUUGGCUGUCAAGGCCAACGAAAAAUUCCUCAACCUCGCAUACCAGGUGGAUAGCUCCGUUCCUGAUUAUGUUAUCGGUGACCCGUUCCGUCUUCGCCAAAUCAUCCUCAACUUGGUUGGAAAUGCCAUCAAAUUCACCGAACACGGUGAAGUCAAGCUCACAAUCAGCAAGUCUGAAAGGGAGCAAUGUGCUGUUGACGAGUAUGCUUUCGAGUUCUCCGUUUCGGAUACUGGAAUUGGAAUCGAAGAGGACAAACUUGACCUGAUCUUUGAUACCUUCCAGCAAGCAGAUGGGUCGACCACUCGUCGAUUUGGAGGCACUGGUCUUGGACUUUCCAUUUCGAAACGUUUGGUUAACCUUAUGGGUGGUGAUGUUUGGGUUACAUCCGAAUACGGCCAUGGCAGUACCUUCCACUUCACCUGUGUCGUGAAGCUCGCAGAGCAGUCCUUGAAUGUCAUCAGUUCCCAGCUGGCGCCUUAUAAAAACCAUCGUGUCCUCUUCAUCGACAAAGGACACACUGGGGGUCACGCCGAGCAAAUUACACAAAUGCUCAAGAGGCUGGACUUGGAGCCUCUUGUCGUCAAGGACGAGGACGAGGUCCCACCACCAGAAAUUCACGACCCUUCAGGAAAAGAAUCAGGCCACGCAUACGAUGUCAUCAUUGUCGACACGGUCGAUACUGCGCGCCGCCUGCGAACUUUUGAUGAAUUCAAAUACAUCCCCAUUGUCCUGUUAUGUCCAGUUGUAUCCGUGAGCUUAAAGUCUGCUCUCGACCUGGGUAUUACGUCUUAUAUGACAACGCCAUGCCAGCCUAUUGAUCUUGGAAAUGGCAUGAUACCAGCUUUGGAGGGCCGGUCAACGCCCAUCACUACUGAUCACUCGCGAUCAUUCGACAUUCUCCUUGCCGAGGAUAACGAAGUUAACCAAAAGUUGGCCGUCAAGAUCCUUGAGAAAUGCAACCAUGGAGUCACCGUGGUGGGCAAUGGCCAAGAGGCCUUGGAGGCUAUUAUGCGGAGUCGAUAUGAUGUCAUUCUCAUGGAUGUUCAAAUGCCUGUCAUGGGUGGAUUCGAAGCCACUGCAAAGAUCCGAGAGUACGAACGGGAGAACAACCUGUCUCGAACACCGAUCAUUGCCCUUACAGCCCACGCCAUGUUGGGAGACCGGGAGAAAUGCAUCCAGGCCCAGAUGGACGAAUACCUAUCGAAGCCAUUGAAGAAGAACCAGAUGAUCCAAACCAUUCUUAAAUGCGCAACGCUUGGUGGGAAUUUCCUCGAGAAGAACAAGGAAUCCCGACUAUCAGGCGAGGGACACUCUGGACACCAUGAUGGACGAUCUCAGCGACCGGGAAUGGAAGGUCGCGCCAUCACUGCCUCUGCCUCAAUCACAAAGGGGCCAACAGAGAACACGGUCUCUCAGAGGGAACAGGACGUUGAUGUAGAGCGGCAGAAGUUGUUGCUGCGGUCUCAUAGCAGCUAA
Talaromyces rugulosus is the source of this 3951-nucleotide messenger RNA. RefSeq lists its product as uncharacterized. NCBI's taxonomy places the organism in Eukaryota, Fungi, Ascomycota, Eurotiomycetes, Eurotiales, Trichocomaceae. Gene Ontology annotation, biological process: phosphorylation; phosphorelay signal transduction system; cellular hyperosmotic response. The transcript is spliced from 3 exons. Gene Ontology annotation, molecular function: phosphorelay sensor kinase activity. Gene Ontology annotation, cellular component: membrane. Bases 1 to 3951 code for a protein of 1316 amino acids. The record is from RefSeq and is a predicted model, not a curated record.